Molecule: messenger RNA, 2507 nt
Organism: Chironomus riparius
Lineage: Eukaryota; Metazoa; Arthropoda; Insecta; Diptera; Chironomidae
Source: the annotation of a GenBank genome assembly
GGAAAUCACAUGUGCAUCAAAAUAAGAGAGUUAUAUUUUAACUAUCGUUUAAGACGGUACGAAAAGAAGACGACAGGCAGUAAAAAAAAGAGAGAAGGAAGAAGUGAGUGUUACACAAUUCAUUCAGAUAAGCGUGAAAAAGUAAUUUUUUUAUAAAAAGAGAAAUAUAAACAUUUUGCAAAAAAAAGGAAAGAAAGAAAAAUAUAGUUAAAUUAAGUAUUAAAUAACUUGUAAGUUAGUGCCAAGAGAAAUAAAAUUGUACAGUUAUCAUAUCGACAUAAAAUACAUCAUACAGUUGCAAAUCAAAGUUAAUUAAUUAUCAACUGAAAGGAAAACACCGAAAAAAGAAGAGACGAAUAAAUAUAUAUAAAAAGAAAUUGACUCAAUCCAAUAUUAUACUAUUCAUUAUAUCAGCAUGUCUUGGCCAUCGGAUGUCGGUAUUUUGGGCAUUGAAUUAGUGUUUCCAUCAUUAUACAUUGAUCAGACGGAAUUAGAACAGUUUGAUGGGGUUUCUGCUGGAAAAUAUACAGUUGGUCUUGGACAAUCCAAAAUGGGAUUCUGUACAGAUCGUGAGGACAUUAAUUCAUUAUGUCUGACUGUUGUCAGUAACUUACUUAAGCGCUACAAUGUAAAUCCAAAAGAUAUUGGACGUUUGGAAGUUGGAACUGAGACAAUAAUUGAUAAAUCAAAGUCCGUUAAGUCAGUGCUGAUGCAAUUGUUUGAUGAAUAUGGUGCGACUGACCUUGAAGGAAUUGAUACAACUAAUGCAUGUUACGGCGGGACCGCUGCAUUAUUUAAUGCUAUCAAUUGGAUUGAAUCAUCAAGCUAUGAUGGACGUUUAGCUUUAGUUGUUUGUGGUGACAUUGCUGUUUAUGCAAAAGGUUCUGCAAGACCGACUGGAGGUGCUGGAGCGAUUGCUAUGCUUAUAGGCCCAAAUGCACCAUUAGUUUUUGAUCGUAAAGUAAGAGCAACUUAUAUGAAACAUGCUUAUGACUUUUAUAAGCCAGACUUGACAUCAGAAUUCCCAGUCGUCGAUGGAAAAUUGUCAAUUCAGUGCUAUUUGAGUGCACUUGAUAGCUGCUAUCGACUUUAUUGUGAAAAGUAUCAAAAACAAAAUCCAGGAGCUAAAGUUCUUGGCCUAAAUCAAUUUGAUGCUCUCGUAUUUCACACACCGUACUGUAAGCUUGUACAGAAAUCUUUAGGGCGUGUAAGUCUGAACGAUUUUGUUUUAACUACGGAUCCGGAACAGAGGAAAGAAUUGUAUCCAGCAAUUUAUGAAAAAUACGAAUCCAUUAAGCUUGAGGAAACGUAUUUUGAUCGAGAUGUCGAAAAAUUAUUUAUGGAUUACUCAAAGGACAUAUUUAAUAAGAAGACCAAACCAUCACUGUUGCUUGCCAAUCAAGUUGGAAAUAUGUACACACCAUCAGUUUACUCAGGUUUAGUAUCAUAUCUUAUAAGUGCUGAUGAGGAUGUCAAUAAGCUUCUAGGUAAACACAUUGGUGUCUUUUCGUAUGGCUCAGGAUUAGCAUCUACAAUGUACUCAAUUAGUGUAACAAAUGAUUGUACAAAACUUCAACCAUUACUUGAUAAGCUUAAUUAUGUUAAACCGUUGCUCGAACAAAGAAUAAAAAUUUCACCGCAAGAAUUUACAGAAUUAAUGGAAGUACGUGUUCAUAAUUCACAUCGUACGAAUUUCGAGCCAAGCGGUGCAAUUGAUAGACUAUUCCCCGGUACUUACUAUUUAAAAUAUGUUGAUGAUAUGCAUCGACGAACUUAUGAGAAACGAGAAUGAAAACAUCAUUAAAUCAAUUACCUAAUUUUUUGAGGAUUAACUCUCUUUUUUGUUAGUAUUUUUUUGGUAUUUUUAUGGUUUUGGUUUCAAACAAGCAGCAAGCUACAAAGAUGAUGAAGAAGAAACUGUUCUUUCCUUUCUUUCUUUUAUUAUUCUGCUAAUAAUAGUAGAUAUCUCAUUACUGGGUCAGUUAUUAUUUAUGUAGAUGUUAUUAUUGUUAUGUUACAGACAAGGCAAGUGGCAAAUUAAUGACAGUUUAGUAAUUAUUAAUGAUUUUUUUUUAUUAUGCUUAAAUACUUAAUUUGUAGUUGAACUAAUAGGCAUUUGCAUGAUUCUUGAGACUAGGGUUUCUGUGGGAAAUCUCUGGAGCUUUUUAACAGAAUUUUAGACUAACACUUGACAAACGAACUUAAUUUUUUGAAGUAUUACACAUCACUUCUUGAUCAUACAACUUCAGAUUCCAGUUGCAGAAACCCUAGACACUCAAUUCUUCCCAAUAAACAUGAUACAAUAAGCUUCGAUUGUAUUAUCUUUUUCGUUUAGAAAAACAAAAUUUUAAGUUCCCCCGAACUGCCUGCAAAUACUUCAAAUGAGCGCAAAAAACUAAAUUCUAAGCAUCAUAAAAUUGAAAAUAAAUUAUUAAAUUAUGUAAAGAAGAUAUAAAGUCGUAAAAACGUGCAGACGUGGCACUUUUCAUAGAAUUGGUUGUAUUGUU